AUGUCUGGUUCAAGAGAAGGUCGAGCGGACAACAGAAAUGAGCCAAAGAAAAUGAAUCCGUUCUACUCUGAGCCUAAGAAGAAAACAAUCCGAAGAAAUGCCAAGGAGGUUUAUCCUCACAAAGAACAAUUACGAAAAGGGUUGAAUAUACCUCAGUACAACUCAAACCUGCCUUUGGAUUAUUUGUUCCAAGAAGUUGAAAAAGCUGUAAAUGAGCCCAUGGAAAAGAUCAAUAUUCAAACUCUUCACACUCGAUUUCUGUUAGAUAACAGCUUCAAUCAGAUAGAUCAAAGAUACCAAGUGGUCGAGAAGCUACUCAAUAUUCUUCUUGAUAUCCAAACACUUUCUAAUGAGUCAGAAAUACUGCAAUCUGAUAAAAACCUAGUCAAGAUAUCCUUACACGACAUCAAAACAUUUGGCAAGGUGUUCAACUUAAUCUUGUUAAUUGGAAUACAACCUGCAUUGGAAGCUUUUAAAAUAGGUAUUCCCAUUGAGAAAAGAAUGCUUAGAGGCUUUUCGAGUUCUAGCAUAGACAUUCAUAUCCCUAAAUUUCCUUUGGAUUCGAUAGAAGCUAAUAAGAAGCAUGAAUACAGUGAAAAAUUAUUGAUUCUCUGUCAAAGAAAGCUUUUGCAUUUGUUCACAGUUGAAUCGGAUGUCAAAGAUUUGCUUUUAAGGGGAACUGGUUUCUCUGAUUUUUUGACAAUUACAAUUGCAUUAAUAACAGUUCCGGAGUUUGACAAGGCAAGGAGUGAUAGUUUACUUCGAGAUUUUGAUGAUAUAUGCAACUUGUCUGAUACAUUUGAGCUUUAUCAAACUUAUACAUUGUUGAUUAGUACUGCCUCACCUAAAUACUUUAAAGAAUUUGUCAUGGAUAAAUUAAAGCUCUUGCCGUUAAGGGCUCCGAGAAAGGACGGUGUUUUAACAUUAAUUGAAUUUGUAUUAGGUUUACGAGAGGGUGAUGAAAUUAACGUUGAGAAGUUUGACCAUGUUGCCAAUGUAAUAUUAUUGAAGCCGAAGACCAUUUCUAGCACUGAUUAUUUCACGAACAUAUGCAAUCAAUUUUACAAUCUCCUUGUAAACAUCAAUAAACCUAUAGUGACAAGCUGUAUUGGAUAUGUUAUCGAAAAGCUUUAUUAUAAGAAUAAAUUAAUUGUACAUGAUUUCUUAUUCAAGAGAAUAUGGCAAAAUUUUGAUCCUAGUGAAGGAAAAGACGUAAGUGAAUCCCAAUUAAAUAACAAUAUUAAUGUAAUUAUUUCCUUGUCGAAUGAAGGAUUACCAGAAGAGAUAUCCACUUUAUUGUUUAGACCAAUUUUACUACCCUUAUGGUCAUAUUACAGCUUUACUAAAAAGAAAUCUAAAUCAAAUGAAGUCGUUAAGGAGAUUCUUGUUGGCUAUUUGGCUACGGUAAACAGUGCCCUGGAUGAAGAUAGUAGUCUUGAUAUGAUUUCAAAAAAUCUUCUUUAUGAAAAUGAUAAGUGGCAAUUUGAAGUUGGGGCGAAUGGGCUUAUUCAAAUUUCCUCAAGGAAGUUUGAGCUCAAAUCAGAAAGCAAAGAUAAACGAAUCAAUAGGUUUCUAAAUGAUUUAGACUUGCAGUGCCAAUAUUUUAUUGAGUUGCUAAAGAAUUUGGAUGAUGACUUAAUUCAAAGAUUAUUUGUGCAUGUCUUAAAAAGAUGGCUAAAAAUAUCUCGUGAGCCUGCACAAUUGGAUAUGGAGGACAACCCUUUUAUGUCUUUGAUUGAUCUCCGUUUAUUGGAAACUUUAGUAAAGGAAUUCGAGGGCGUGCUUGCGAGAACUCCUUUUGAGAUUCUAGAAUUAGUAAAGAACCUAUUAAUGAGCUUUACGAAGAAUGGCCAAAAUACAAAAUCGUCUAUCAUAGAGGAAGUAUCGAGAAUUCAACUUGAUGAUGACUCAGAUAAUGCAGAAGAAGAAGAAGAAGAAGAAGAAAAUGAUGAUGAUGAUGAUGACGAAGAUGACGAAGAUGAAAACUUACUCCUGGUCUAUCCUACAGUGUUAGAACUUUUAUCUGCUAUCUUAUCAGAUUCUGCCCUUCUGCUUGACCAGCGUUCAUCCCGAUUAUUGGAAGAUAUUUUAAAGCCCUUGAGGGUUUUAAGUGAACUGCUAUCUUCACAGGCCAUUAGGAACUCUGCCAAUUCUUUGUUUGAAAGAAUAACACUUCUCUUAAAGGGAGGAGAUAUCCCAGCUACUAGCACGAGAGAUGCUCAUGAGAAAAUUUUAAAGAGAGCCAUUACUAGCUUAAAUGAUCCUCUAGUUCCUAUACGAGCGCAUGGCUUGCAUAUUCUAAGGCAAUUGGUGGAGCUCAAGAGCGAUGUUAUUUCACUAGAUUUCGUGAUUGAGCUUCAUUUAAUACAACUUAAGGACCCUGAGCCCUUUAUAUAUCUCAAUGCUAUCAAGGGAUUUGAUAGCUUAAUCGAAUGGAAUAAAUUUGAAGUGUUGGAUAACCUUUUACGCUUAUAUGGAGCACAAGAAGGUGAGCUCACCUUAGACGAAAGGUUGAGGACGGGAGAAAUCAUCCAGAGAUUUACUCAGAAUGAGAAUAAUCUUCUUUCUGGAGACAUUGGGUCCUUGAUCACAAGUUCAAUGUUGAGAUUAAUCAGGAGAUCGAAUAAUGACGCAUCUGAAGUGGAUAACACAAUGAGAAUGUCGGCGAUGUCAAUUUUAGGUGCGUGUUGCAGAGCCAAUCCACUAGGAAUUGUCGAUAAACUUGAGGAUUCGUUGGAUUGCGCAAUUGGUAUUCUACAACUAGAAACUGAUCAAAAGUCUUCUAUAAUGCGAAGAUCAGCCAUAGUACUUAUUCAUGACUUAAUUAUUGGCGUUUCUCAACUGAAGUUAGACAUCUUCCCCCCACAAUAUAGAGAGAAAAUAUUAACGAUUCUUAAUUACAUAAAAGAAACAGACAACGACAUUUUAGCUAGAGAUCAAGCUGAGACGACAUUAAAGACAAUUGGAGAGCUCAUCCAGUUGGCGAUGGAACCAGAGAACUUCUGA
Messenger RNA from Priceomyces carsonii, 3006 nucleotides. RefSeq lists its product as uncharacterized. Gene Ontology annotation, biological process: protein secretion. Bases 1 to 3006 code for a protein of 1001 amino acids. The transcript has a single exon. NCBI's taxonomy places the organism in Eukaryota, Fungi, Ascomycota, Pichiomycetes, Serinales, Debaryomycetaceae. The record is from RefSeq and is a predicted model, not a curated record.